Molecule: messenger RNA, 774 nt
Organism: Paramuricea clavata
Lineage: Eukaryota; Metazoa; Cnidaria; Anthozoa; Malacalcyonacea; Plexauridae
Source: the annotation of a GenBank genome assembly
UCAGGUCAUGGUCGAAACCGCACACUUCACCGUAAUCUCCUAUUACCAUGUGAUUUUCUUCCGAUUGAAAAUUGGCCAGAAAUCGAGCGGACAGUUAUUAAAAGAGUUCCUCCCAGAAGUCCCAUCUCAAAAUCCGGCAACGAAGAAACAGACGAAGAAGAGAGCGUAGAUGAAAGUGAAGAUGAAAUUCGCAUUACUUGGAACACUGACCAAAUCAAUAAUGCUGCAGCCGCAGACGGAGAUUUCGUUGGUGAACCGAACCCAGACAUUGCCGUCGAUGAAGCAGAUGGUGGCGACGCCACAAACGAGUCUUGGGCUGAUGAUGAAAACCAUGAAAUAACUGGAGAUGAACAGGCGAUAGAAAACUCUACAGACGAUGAACAAGAAGAAGUACGUGAUGUGCGUUCGCAACGAAACAGGCAACCGCCCCAGAGAUUAACUUACCUCGACCCAGGGAACCCAGCUUACCUUAGACCCAUCUGCAGCGAAGUCGCCAAUCAAUUUUACCCCAUGUCACCACACGUACCACCUAUGCCACCAUACCUACCACCUAUACCACCAUACCUACCACCUAUACCACCAUACCUACCACCACCUAUGACACCAUACCUACCACCUAUGCCACCCGUAGUACCUACUCCAAGCGAAGUACAACCCUUUGGAUCAGUACCUCUAAAGUGGCUUCCUAUACCUUGUCACCCGUAUACGUGUCCCCCUGUGAUGCCUCUGAACUGGCAAAACCCACCUUUUCCCUACCCAAUCCAGUCAUAUUAA